CCCACCCCCUCGUAUCCCCUUCUCCGCCGCCGCCAAUCCGACCCAAAUCGCCGCCGCCAAUCCGACCCAAAUCGGAGUGCAUGGCACUUGAAACCCCACCGACCUUCUUCCUUCUGUGAAACCCCAUCCAUCGUCGGCUCGUAUCCCCCUCCCAUUACCUUCUUCCUCCUGUGAAACCGCCAACAGAUCGACUCACCGCCAACAGAUUCGAGAGGGCGGCCGGCCGGCCCUUUCUUGGCCGCGCCGCGUCGUUUCUUUUCUCUUCUUUGCCGGUCCUUUCUUGGCCGGCCCUUUCUUGGCCGAGCAUCAUAACUUCACGGCGGAGGGAUUUCACGGCGGCGGGAUUUAUUUCUUUUCCCUCUCCUGUCUUCGGCCGGCGAUAAACUGGUCUUCGAUCAGCCUUUUCCCUCUCCUGUCUUCGGCAGUCGAGCAAGGAGCCACUUCAGAUACGACAUUGCAUUCUAGAGCUGAAAUAGGUAAUAUUUGAAUGUCGUUUUCUACACUUUAUUAUAUUGGAAUCGAAUUUGGGAAAGUGCAGAAGUGAAUAAACAAUCUCCCUUUUUGUUUCUUUUCUGUUUUGGGAUUCUGAGAACUCGGUAAAGAAUACUAAAGUGCUUGUUUGUAUGUGAAUAAACAAUGUCCUGUUUCGGUAAAGAAUACUAAAGUGCUUGUUUGUAUGUGACCCAUUUUUUGCCCAAUUUUGCAGGAUGAGUAUCGACUUUUUAUUUCAUCAUGGGGGAAUGAUGGAUACAGCUACUGAGGUACCGAUAUAUGUUGGAGGGGAUGUCGACCGGGUUCAGCUGCUUCUUGAUCAAAUGUCAUAUUUUGAGUUGGUGAGUACAUUGAUCGAGGAUUUAGACUAUUCGUCGGUGGAAAGGGUGUGGUAUUUGACUCCGGGACAAAGUAUGGAACAUGGGCUGCACGAGAUACGCACUGAUGCCGACGUUAUUAAUGGUCUACUUGUGGAUGCCGAGCUCGGAGAGGUGUCUUUGUUUUUUGAAGCAACUAAGUUCAUUCAUGAGAUGGGAGACAACUAUGGGCAUAGUGAGGAGGUUGAAGAUGAGGAGGGUGACAACUCUGCUGUAGCCGAGUUCGUCCGGAUAGAUGAAGACGAUGCUCAAACGUCGGAUGAGGAAUAUCAUGAAAUACGGGCCUGUUAUCGUCGCAUGCUACAGAGGUCUAGGCUGGAGGAGACUGCAUCGGGGGAAGAAGUUGAUCAGUUGUUUGUAGACCCCAAUGAGGUGAACGAGCCUGUUCAACCUAGUGUGAAUGUCGAUGAAGAGGCAGCCGAUGGACAUGGAGAGGAGGUUCAACAAAGUGGUGAUAUGGGUGAUGAUGAAGCUCAAGGGUCUGAGGCAACAGUCUAUAGGGGUUCUGAAAACUCAGAUCAUGUUCGUGGCAACAUUGGCGAGGAAGAGGAAGUGUCCAUGAUCGACAAGUGUCGGUUUUAUGAUCCCAAAUGUGAUCAUAAGACAUUGUUGAUCACUACACAUAUGAGGUUUGCUAGUCCUGAGCAGUUUAAAGAGGCCAUUACAAGACAUUCCAUUGAGAUUGGUGCUGAUAUACGAUGGGUACGCAGUAGUCAGAAGAAAAAAGAGGCUGUUUGUGCCCAAAACUGUGGCUGGAGGGUGUAUGCUUCUUGGUAUGGGAAGAGAGAGACCUUUAUUGUCAAGGGUGUUGGGACACCACAUGACUGCCCUCGUUCUUUUCGCAAUCGUGGUGCUACUGCCAAGUGGAUAGCUACUGAAUAUCUUGAGAGGUUUAGGGUGGACCAAGAUUGGAAUGUGAAUUUUAUGGCAGCUGAGAUAAAGCAGAAGCACAACCUGGACGUGACACGAAAAGCUUGCUACCGAGCUCGCAUAGAAGCAAGGCGCAUUCUCCAUGGCACGUUGCAAGAAGAUUUUCAUCGGAUGCGUUCAUAUGUAGGGCAUCUUCAAAAAGUCGACCCGGAUGGAACAUUUCUUCUGGAGGUUGAUUUGGAGCCUGAAUCCGAGAAGGUCUACUUCAAGCGUUUUUAUGUGGGCUUUUCAAGCUUGUCUCGAGGGUUCUUAGAAGGUUGUAGGCCUUUCUUUUGCCUUGAUGGCUGCUUCUUGAAAGGGGAAGUUAAGGGCAUGCUACUUAGUGCAGUUGGAAAGGACGGAAACAAUCACAUGUACCCGAUAGCGUGGGCAGUUGUCGAGUCUGAGAACGGGAGCUCAUGGACAUGGUUUAUUCAAACAUUGAAAGAACAAUUGCAUAUUGUGGAUGGAAACGGUUGGACUAUUGUUAGCGAUCAACAAAAGGGUUUGGUGGAUGCUAUCCAUGAGUGCUUGCCGCAUGCAGAGCAUAGGAAGUGUGCUCGCCAUGUGCAUGCACACUUUAAGGCUAAACACAGAUUUGAUAUGGCUACCACACUGUAUUGGGAAGCAGUCUACUCCACCAACGAGCCUGAUUGGAAAGCUGCCACUGCCAAGUUGAAGGAUCUUGGAGGGACUGUGUAUCAGGACUUUAUGGCCAUGGAACCAGAGAGAUUCUGUCGAGUAUUCAUGAAGACUCAUUCAAAGUGUGGAUCUGUGGAGAGCAAUGUGUGUGAGUCUUUUAAUAAUUGGAUCAUGAAGUUCCGAGUGCUUAGGGUACUUGCUAUGCUUGAGGGAAUCAGGGUGGCUGUGAUGACUCGGUUGGUGAGCAACAAAAGGAAGAUGGGUCUUUGUAAGGGACCAUUUCCUCCGGUUGUGAAGAGUAAGCUUGAAAAGCAUAAGGAUGAAGCUAGGAUGUGUACUAGUCGUCCAUCUUCAGCUCACAAACACGAGGUGCAGAUACAUGGGAAAGGGUAUGUUGUUGACUUACACACUCGUACAUGCACAUGUGGAUAUUGGGGACUUUAUGGAAUUCCUUGCUGCCACGCUGUUUCAGCCAUUCGUUCUAUGAGAUUUAAUCCUGAGGCGUAUGUGCAUCGGUACUUGCAACUGGAAUAUGUGAAAAAUUCAUACAAGUAUCCAAUUCCAGCUUCAGAAGGACCUCAAGCUUGGCUGCCCGUGGAAGGGUACAAAAUCUACCCACCAAAGAUGAGGAAACUGCCUGGGCGCCCAAAGAAGAAUCGAAGGAAGGAGGCCGCCGAGCUGAUCACGAAGAAUGCUAAAAAUGGUAAUGGUGUGGUUGCUACUAGGCAUCAUAGUAUAGUCCAUUGCACGAGGUGUGGGGGUGAAGGUCACAACAGGAGGAGCUGCACAAAUCCACCAGCACCACAACCAGCUCCACCGCCUAGUAAAAGGCAAAUACGAGGUGGAAACAAUGGAGGAGGUGCUGCCCCACCGAAUGCACCAGUUGCAGCUGAAAAUGGGCAGCCAGGAAGAAGAAGGCCUCAUUGUUCGAGAUGUGGGGCAGCUAAUCACAACUCGAGAACUUGUCCGUUGAGGGUUGGAGUUCAAAUUGAAAGCAUGGGUACUUGUAGCAGGCAACAAAUGGAACGGGAAGUGCGGAGGGCUGCACAAGGAAUCGGUGUUUACAUUGAUCCCACUUCUGGAAACAUGUAUUCUCGGAUGAGUACUAGAGAUCCACAACAAGGAGGUAGGAGGGGACCGGAUGAACCAGAUCAUCCGCCCAUGAACACUACUCAACCUCCAUCGACUCAACCCGAGACACAGUAAACAAGCAACGGUGGAUAUGAUGAACCAAGAAAAUGACAUCUCCCUUCUUUUGUAUUUUGAACAUGUAAUAGGCAUGUGUUAGGGAAUGUCUAGACUCGCGUAUGGACAUGGUUUAUGCUCUUUUCAGGUUAUGGAACAUGGUUUACUGAACAUGGUUUAUGCUGUUUUCAUACUAGGAUUUGUGUAGUUGUGUUCUCAUGAACUUGUUUCCAGGUUAUGAACUUGUUUCCAGGUUAUAUCACCUUGUGUUCAUGCUGAAUUCAGGUUAUGAAAGUGGAGAUUUGUGUUCAUGAACUUGUUUCCAGGUUAUGGUAUCUACAGGCAAACGAACUACAGCUUCAAUGGAUUACAAGAAAACAAACUUUAACUUCAAUG
Molecule: messenger RNA, 4001 nt
Organism: Linum trigynum
Lineage: Eukaryota; Viridiplantae; Streptophyta; Magnoliopsida; Malpighiales; Linaceae
Source: the annotation of a GenBank genome assembly